Molecule: messenger RNA, 1861 nt
Organism: Ziziphus jujuba (common jujube)
Lineage: Eukaryota; Viridiplantae; Streptophyta; Magnoliopsida; Rosales; Rhamnaceae
Product: sphingosine kinase 2
Exons: 11
Coding region: 161-1615 (484 amino acids)
Biological process (GO): sphingosine biosynthetic process
Cellular component (GO): intracellular membrane-bounded organelle; membrane; cytoplasm
Molecular function (GO): kinase activity
Source: RefSeq, a predicted model, not a curated record
AUAAUUUGAUAAUGUAUAUCGAAUAUCCAUAGCCGUGAAAAACGCUUGCUAUAAUGAGAAACCAAAUGGAGAAGGAACCAAAUGUGAACGGCAUGGCGGCUUACUCGAAAACGCAACAAGAGAUCAAAAGGAAUAUUCAAAACCAUCUUCAGCUACGAAGAUGGAGCAGCAAACCGAGGCCUCUCCGCUGCUUGUGUCCGAUAGGGUCAUCGUCAAUGGGACGAUUACGCCUCUCACUCUUUCCGGGGACGGUGUGCUUCUGUGGUCGGAGGGAAGUCAACGCUGUCUCAUAGUGGAGAAGCAGGUUCUUGGGUUUGUUUCGGACGGUCCCAAGAUCAAGAUCAGGGCCGUUGUCGAAGCCGCCGAGAGAAUCUGCUGUGUCGGCACCAGGACAGCUCUGCUCAGGAAGGACUUUGUCUUCGAGAUUUUGUCUGAGGACAUGCACAGGCUCUGGUGCGAGAAGCUCCGGCAAUGUAUUGAUGCUCUUGAUCGUCCUAAGAGGCUCCUCGUGUUUGUGAACCCAUUUGGUGGGAGUAGAUCUGCUUCAAAUAUAUUUCUUGAUCAAGUAAAACCUCUUCUCGUGGAUGCUGAUGUUCAAUUUACAUUGCAAGAAACUCAAUAUCAGCUUCAUGCAAAAGAAGUUGCUAAAACAUCAGAUCUUUCAAAGUAUGAUGGCAUUGUAUGUGUUAGUGGGGAUGGAAUUCUGGUCGAGGUAGUAAAUGGACUUCUUGAGAGAGAGGAUUGGGAAGCUGCAAUAAAAAUGCCUCUUGGAGUAGUUCCCGCAGGUACUGGGAACGGCAUGGCAAAAUCUCUUCUGGAUGCUGUUGGUGAACCAUGUACAGUGUAUAAUGCUGUUCUCUCCAUUAUUCGAGGCCAUAAGCGUUCACUGGAUGUAGCUACCUUAUUACAAGGGGAGACCAAAUUUUUUAGUGUAUUGAUGCUUUGUUGGGGACUGAUAGCAGAUGUUGACAUCGAAUCCGAAAAGUACAGGUGGAUGGGAAGUGCUCGUAUUGAUUUCUAUGCUCUUCAACGCAUUAUAGAUUUGAGGCAGUAUGAUGGACGUAUUUCCUUUGUGCCAGCACCUGGCUCUGAAACUUAUGGAGAACCAACUAGUUACAGUAAGCAUGGUGUGCGUGGUCCGAGUCAAGAGGAACUUGUUAAGAUUCGGGGACAUUAUCGAGGACCUGAUACUAACUUGGAAAAUAUGGAGUGGAGAACUAUUCAUGGGCCAUUUGUUUCAGUAUGGCUUCACAAUGUAGCUUGGGGGGGUGAAGACACGAUGGCAGCACCUCAAGCCAAGUUUUCAGAUGGUUAUAUGGACUUGAUCGUUAUCAAGGAUUGCCCAAGAUUAGCCUUGCUAUCGUUAUUGACGACUUUGAACAAUGGAGGCCAUGUCAAUUCACCAUAUGUUCUGUACUUCAAGGUGAAAGCAUUCAUCUUGGAACCUGGUACACGUACAAAUGACCCGACCAAGGAAGGGAUUAUAGACUCAGAUGGUGAGGUCCUGGCCAGAGGCAAAGGCACAUACAAAUGCGAGCAGAGGACCAUGAUGACCUAUGAUAAAAUUCAAAUAACAGUGGAUCAAGGUUUAGCUACCCUAUUUUCUCCUGCAUAGAGUUUGAUCAUCCUUUUUAAAAAAAGUUCUUGACUAUAGUUCCACAGACAUUUUUUUUGCCACAAAGGAUCUUCCCUAGACUUUUAUUAUGCCUGUACAGAACCACUAUAGGGGGAAAUAACGGAAUCAAAGAAAAGAGAAAUUCCUAAACAAGCUAGAUGCUGAAAAAUAAUUUUUUGUAACUUCCAGUGAUCAUAAUAAAAGCACCAUGCAGUUAACCCUUUUGCUGCACAUGGAUUUUGGACU